AAUCAUUACUCUUACUUAGCAUAUCCUGGAUCUUGGAAAAAAACAACCAACAUAUCAAUUCAGAUUUCAGACUAUGUUUUUAGCCACACAUGCACGGUGUGAGAAAAAUCUUCUGAGACUAGUGAGAACCGCACUUAUAUAUGCUUUCCAUGCCAUGUGCUAGCUGUAGCAGCAAUUCCUCCAAACAAUAAUGUCACCUAAACUUCCACGGAAGAUCCGUCUCCUCCUUUCCACCCUCAACUUUGUCACCGACUUAUGUCGCCGCUCAAACGGCACCAUCAACCGCUGUCUUAUGAGCCUCAUCGACUUCAAAUCCCCUCCCUCUGAAAAUCCCACCAAUGGAGUCCAAACCUCAGAUUUCACAGUCGAUCCCUCCCGAAACCUUUGGUUUCGCCUCUACACUCCCACCACCGCCACCACCACCAACAACAACAGCAAUAGCCUCCCAAUCAUCUUUUACUUCCAUGGUGGUGGGUUUGGCUUCUUUGCCGCAAACUCAAAACCCUUCGACGACUUAUGCCAACGACUCGCUCAAGAAAUCCCCUCCAUCAUCAUCUCCAUCAACUACCGCCUCGCACCAGAGCAUAAGUAUCCAUGUCAAUACGAAGACGGCUUUGAUGUCUUGAAGUUCAUCGAUGAAGAAAACUUCAAACAUUUUCCUCAAAAAGCUAAUUUGAAACAGUGUUUUAUCGCUGGAGACAGUGCUGGAGGUAAUAUAGCUCAUCAUGUGGCACUCAAAGCGUGUGGAUAUAAGUUUCUUAAGCUGCAAGUUAUUGGACUUACAUCUUUGCAGCCAUUUUUUGGUGGAGAAGAACGAACUGAAUCCGAAACCAACCUUGCUGGAGCUCCGCUAAUUACAGUGGAGCGUACUGACUGGAUGUGGAAAGCGUUUUUGCCACAAGGGUCCGACCGAGACCAUGCAGCUGCUAACGUCUUUGGGCCGAACUCCAUCGAUAUUUAUGGGUUGAAGUUCCCGGCGACGAUUGUGUUUGUUGGAGGGUUCGACCCUUUGCAGGAUUGGCAAAAGAAGUACUACGAGGGGUUGAAGAGAGCUGGGAAAGAAGCAUAUUUGAUUGAGUAUCCGAAUGCGAUUCACUCAUUUUAUGGGUUUCCUGAGUUUCCUGAGUCAUCGUUGAUGAUUAAGGAGAUGAGGGAUUUCAUGGAAAAGCAAUCCUACAAAUGAUAUUACUGGAAAUAGGAAAGCAAUUAUGUAAAAAGCGAAAUUAAAGGAUUGAAAUAAAAUUUGAAGAAAAUUAGAAGGUUAAUUUUGUAUUUUAGCCCAUAAAAUAAAAUAAUGUUCUUGAAGUUA
Molecule: messenger RNA, 1309 nt
Organism: Quercus robur (English oak)
Lineage: Eukaryota; Viridiplantae; Streptophyta; Magnoliopsida; Fagales; Fagaceae
Product: probable carboxylesterase 18
Exons: 1
Coding region: 191-1183 (330 amino acids)
Biological process (GO): pollen tube growth
Molecular function (GO): carboxylic ester hydrolase activity
Source: RefSeq, a predicted model, not a curated record